UAGGAAGUGAGCCAAGAAUCUCACAAUGAUUCUGGCACUCUUAGUUAAAAACAAACAAACAAAAAGAGGCUCCAAGAGCAACCUUAGCCUUUAUCCAGUCUCCCCUGCAAAAAUAUAAUUAAAUAAGUAACUGCAGUAUCGUUGUCUCAUUCAGUUGGUCUGCUCUUGUGGGCUGUAGAAAGACUUUGAAGCUCUGUGAAACAAAAUAGGUCAGGUAUGUGGCUCAGGCCACCGAUACUAUAUUUACUUUUUAGAACUCUGUCAUGCAGCUUAGCACUAUACAUAGCCACCUUCGCUCAAGGCAAAAGGCUUCAGUACAGGGGUGCUCUUCCUUUCCAAAAAUGCCUACGAGUUUAAUUAAACUUCUUGAAUAAACCAGUUGGCGGGAGAUACCACCUCAUCAGCUUGUUGACUGCGUGCAAUUCCAAGUGAAGAUGGGUAUCCUGGCUGUCUUAAUUCUCCCACUGCUUGUGGUUGUAAUCAGUGGGAUCGUAUAUAUUUAUCGGACAGUUGUUCAGAUGAUGUCAAAAUCUGCUGUGCGGAGUAAAGUUGUAGUGAUCACUGAUGCUCUGUCUGGUAUGGGCAAGGAAUGCUCACGUGUAUUUCACACAGGUGGAGCCAGGCUAGUUCUCUGUGGUAAACACUUGGACAAGUUAGAAGGUCUCUAUGAUUCUUUAACCAGUGCAGCUGAUCCUACUGCAACAUUUACACCGAAGCUUGUCCUACUAGAUCUUUCUGAUGUAAACUGUAUCCAAGAUGUGGCUAAAGAAAUCUUAGAUUGCUAUGGAUGUGUGGAUAUACUCAUCAACAAUGCUAGCACUAAGUUGAAGGGAACAGUACAGAAUAUCUCACUGGAACUUGACAAAAAGAUUAUGGAUGCCAACUAUUUUGGGCCUAUAACACUCACCAAAGCUCUUAUUCCCAACAUGAUCUCCAGGAGAACCGGUCAAGUUAUAUUAGUCAACAACAUCCAGGGGAAAGUAGGAGUCCCUUUCCGUGCUGCCUAUGCUGCUUCAAAGCAUGCUGCUCUGGGGUUCUUUGACUGCUUGAGGGCAGAGCUGCAGGAGUUUGGUGUUUGUGUCAGUACUGUGACUCCAAGUUUCAUAUGUUCAUACAAUGCUCAGCCACAACCUAGCAACUUGGAAUCCUCCAUAUGGAAAUUUCUUUGCAGAAAACUGGCCUACGGUGUCCACCCAGUUGAAGUGGCAGAUGAAAUUCUGAGAACAGUGAACAGGAAGAAACAAGAAGUGUUCAUGGCAAAUCCUAUUGCAAAGGCAGCUGUUUACAUACGCACAUUCUUUCCAGAGUUAUUUUUUGCUGUUGUGGCUGCAGGAGUUAAAGAAAAACAGAAAAUGGAAGAUGAAAAAUGAUUGCAUCUAGUCCAUCAAUCUUGGCAAUAGGGUUGCCAGAAGCUUUUUAUUUUAUGGGUGGAACUAUUGACAAGCUCAAGGUGGGGAAAGAUGAUAGAGCCCCAGAAGAAAUGGCAAAACAUUUCUGAAGAUUUGGAGGCAGUGGAGUUGGGAAAGUUAUUGCACUCCUGGACUACAAUCCCCAGGGUGUUUUAUGAACCAUCAGAAAUCUUGGGGUGUUGCUUGGUUUCCUAGGAAUUACAGUUAGCAGACAGUUAACAGAAGGUAUAAAUCAGCAAAGAGGAUAUAUGCUCAGUAUGUUGGCUGUUGUGCUCAGAACAGUUAUAGGGAAAGACCUAAAUGUGUGUCUGCAUGUGCCUUCAAGUAUAUAGACCACAGCACCUAGUAUUCAUUGGUGUUCUCCCAGUUCAAGUACUAGGGCUGAUUCUGCUUAGCUUCAAAGCUCAGACAGGAUCUGGUGCCUUUAGGGUAUUUAGGUUCCUCAGAGACCUAUAUAGAUGUGGAUAAAAUGGGGAGACUGAAGUACCAUUAGGAAUUUGAGAAAUGGAGACUGGAGAAGAGAUGGAGUGUCUGGAAUGAGUGUAUGGUGUUUGAUGACAAAGUGUUGUUGGGCUCAAAACAGAGAUGGAGAGAAGAUUCUCAAGGGAAGGAGAAGAGAAGUGGCAUGGAAAUAUAUGAUAUUUUGGUGGUUUAGUGCAGGUAUCCACAUGAUUAUUAUGAGAGUCUCUAGCAUGUUUUUAGCCAGAAUACCUGGGGGGAGCAUUACGUCAGGUAGUGGGAAUGCACCAGGACUUUGGUGGGGGCCAUUUUUCCUUUGCCAACUGGCCAAGAACCAUACACCAAAUGAGGGCAGGAAUUGUGUGAAAUUAUUAUGUUACCCCCCCCCAAACAAUAUUUAUUAUAAUAUUCAUUUUCAUUGUUAUAGGAAAUACUGUUCAUCAUUGCUCCCCAACCAACUCCAAUUGUUUUAUUUUCUUAUAUUUACUUUAUAUUUAUAAUUCUCCCUACCUCAGGAGAUAUUUUUCAGCCACCCCAAUCCACUCAGAGUAAUUUAACUGUAAGUACUUGUUAUUAAGAGCAUUCAUUAAAGGUCAGUUAAUCAGGAGAAUCACAUCACGAACUUUAAAUUCACUUUUAUUUAUUUAUUUUUAAACCUUUUUAAUGACUUCACUCACUUGGCCUUUUAGACUUGGGGCCAAAACAGACUUCAGAAAUAAUCCAGUUUGAGAUUGCUUUAACUGCUCUGGCUGAACGCUAGGGAAUUAUGGGAACUGUAUUUUAGUGAGGCAUUAAGACUUCUUUAGUUUUUUGUGGGUUUUUCAGGCUAUGUGGCCAUGUUCCAGACAUUUCGCCAGCAUCUGUGGCUGGCAUCUUCAGAGACUUCUUUGUUAGAGAACUCUGUUGCCAUAACAAACUACAGUUCCUAAAAUCCCCUAGCACUAAACCAGGGCAGUUAAAGCAGUCUCAAGGUGGAUUAUUUCUGCAGUCUUUUGGCCCUUGGUGACUUUCUAAUGUCUAGUAAGAGAGCUAUAAGAAUUGGAGGUAAAGGAGAGCUUUGAAAAGCCCCCAAAAUGACUUUUAAAAUACAUUUUAAUUUAUUGCAGCAAAACUCAGUUCACUCUAUAAGGAAGCUUUUGUUGUGAUUUGUAGUGGUUUGGUAAUGGUAGUCAGUGGUUUGUUACUAGUUUUAGAUGACAAACCAUGGUGUUGAUUCAGUUUGAUUAUCCGAUGAGAGCAAUAGUAGAAAAUAUAACUCAGUAGGCACAGAGGUCAGAGGUGUCUACUGACAAUGGAAAACUAAUUCACAGACUGGGUCACCCAACCACAAUCAGUGGCUCAAAUUAUGAAGGAAAAGGAAGGAUGCUCCCCAAAUGAAAUCUACAAGGCCCACCUCUUACUUUUAUAAAAAAGGAAACGUAUUAGGUAUAGUGCCUCAUGUAGCCAGUGUGAAGUGGGGAAAAAACACCAUGUUUCAUUAGUAUAAUUUAAAGUGAGGGAAUCCUGUCAAGCUGUACCAUGUUAUGGACAGAAUUCAAAGACAUAGCAUGUCAGAGUGUAGCAUUAUGCAAAGGAGUCCUUGAGACUGAGAAGUUUUUGUAGCAUAAGGUUUCAUAGGCCGUGUUUGCUUUAUCAGAUGCAUGGUGCCUAUGGACACCACAUAUAUGGCAGUGCCUAUGAACAGAUAUUUAUGCGAACAGUAGUUGAAAUGCAAAACCUGUGAGUAUGAUGAUGGGGUGGCAAGCUGAGGUUUAACUAGGGUCUAAAACACACUGGAGAAAUAAUCCAGUUUGAGACCAGUUUAGCUGCCCUGGCUUAAUGCUAGGGAAUUCUGGAACUGUAGUUUUGUGAGACAUUUAGCUUUCUCAAUCAGAGAAUUCUGGUGCCACAAUAAACUAUAGCUCCCAGGAUUCCCUACCACUGAGCCAGGGCAGUUAAACAGUCUGGAUUAUUUCUGCAGUGUGUUUUGGACCUUUGACUGUAGAGAUUAGUUAGGGGACAAAAGUGGGGGAAAGUAUUUUGUAUAAAGCCAAGAGGCAGGAGGUUUUGGACUGUUAUAUGAUACUAGCUUGGACCAAGAAAAGAAACGUGAUAAAUAGGAUAUGAGCGCCUACUUGUGGCUGGGAUGUUAAUUACUGUUAUAAUAUGUACAGUGUGUCAGGGAACCAUUGUCCGACUGCCUAUAGGCUGGAGUUUGGGGAUUAUCCUCCAACGCUUCACAAAUGGAAACUGGGACACAUAUGGCCAAGCAACCGCAGUGUGGUCAAGAUGGCAAAAAUUAUUAAUGAGGGAGAACAUACAAGGAGGGGCUGAUGCAAUUUGCUUUUGUAAACUGACUAAGGAGGGCAAGAUUCUGCCUCCCCUUCCCCUUACUGAAUUAACUGAGUGCAAAUUACUUUUGCCCUUUGAACUCAGUUUGCAGCAGCUGAACUAAGCCAGAGGACAAAAAGGGAAAGUGGGAAGAGAAGAGAGAAACUGGGACGUUUUUAAAAGCAACUGGAGAAGUGAGACAACAAAGAAUUAAUUGGCACUAUCCCUAUCAAAUCAAGAGAGUAUGGAAGGGCGCCCAAAACUUUUUUAAAAAACUAUUUUCCUCUCCUUCCCUUCAAUGGAGGGUCCUAGACAAAGGAAAUUGGCCCAUGGGCUCUCUGAAGUUGCCCAUUUCUGCCACAGGAGAAAGACUUUAAGUACAUAAAUAAUAAAUCCUAUUAUUAUUAUUAUUACAUAUUGAUGCAACAGGAAUCUGAGAGGUGUUGGAACAGACAUGCAUUACAUGUAACGUGAAGGAAAGAGGAGUAAAUGCAUUCUUUAUGGAAAUGUUUACAUGCAUGUGCAAGGAGAGUGGCUUAAGUAAAAGAUGGCUGUUGUUAGGCUUGUUUACUAGAGAAAGUCCAGGUGUUGGUGUCCAAAUGGUAGACAUGAUGAAGGAAUAGUUGUUACCCUUUCUCUAUCCAAGUGAAGGUAUGGGACUAGGGUUGCCAGAGUGAAGGGCUGGAUCUAAGGUUGUCUGUUUUUUUAACAGCUGUACAAAAGAGGGUAAUUCAACUUGUGUUCAACACCUGUUCAAAUUCUCUCUUCAAUGUGGUCAUUAAAGGGGCAGGAAGCAUUGCCAGUUUUCACUCUGGCAACCCUAGAUGGGACAUGCACCUUCAAAACCUUCCCUGACUCCACUGCCUCUUCAUCUACUUCCCCUGGGUUCAUUAGCUACAAAUUAUAGUAGAUAUUGCUACCUUCUGAAAGAAUCUUCCACCUCUUAAGAACACAGUCACAUUCACUACUGUAGGCAAACAUGGAAGAAAACUCUUAUGUACCAUGAUUAAAAUUUGAGAGAAUAUGUUGAUUGUGUUGCCCUUUCUUCUAGAUUUCACAAUCAGCAACCCUGCCCUGAAGAGAGAUAAAUAAAACACUUGUUUCAAUUA
Molecule: messenger RNA, 5287 nt
Organism: Sceloporus undulatus (fence lizard)
Lineage: Eukaryota; Metazoa; Chordata; Lepidosauria; Squamata; Phrynosomatidae
Gene: DHRS7C
Product: dehydrogenase/reductase 7C
Exons: 7
Coding region: 435-1370 (311 amino acids)
Biological process (GO): regulation of release of sequestered calcium ion into cytosol by sarcoplasmic reticulum
Cellular component (GO): sarcoplasmic reticulum membrane
Molecular function (GO): all-trans-retinol dehydrogenase (NAD+) activity
Source: RefSeq, a predicted model, not a curated record